AUGGAUUCAAGGCGGUCGAGUGCAGCUUCGAGCAACCUGGGAAGCUCUAAUAACGUGUCUCCAAAGCAGACAAUAGGCUUUCAACCCUCAUCGCCAACUCAAUCAGACUUACGACCAGGCUCGUAUCCGUCACGAAACAAGUCCACAUUACCAGGAUGGGCAUCAGAUUCAGACCAAUCUAGGCGUUUGUCUGAUGACGGGAGCGAUUCAUUGCCAGACAUUGCAAUCUUGCCUGGAUCUCCCUCAGCUUCAUCACAGCCGACAAAUAUUGGACAUAGGCCAAAGAGACCGUCUAUAUCGUCUAGUGCCAUUACGAGAUUUGGAUCACCGCCUGGAAGAGGAUCAUCUUUUGGAAGGUCGUUUGAAGAGAACUUAUUCAGACCUCCAGACCACAUGUCACCACAACGUGCAUCGUCACUCUUAAGUCAGCAACAACCACAACACCCAUCACAGUUAUCAAGCCCUCAUUCAUCACUAUUUGGAACACCAUUAAAUGGAUCUACGACUGACCUAAUGCCACCUUCAAUCGUCUCAAAGCCUCUAAGUGCCCCUGCCACGUUACAGAAUCGAGCUGGUAGUUUAGGGAGCAUAGAUGCGUUGCCACCACCUGCACCAAGUCCCAGUGCUGGAUAUAGUUUAUUGGCUGCUGGAAUACAAGCUAGUAGUGGGGGUGUCAGUGGUAGUCCUAGUGCCGCUGCAAAGGUUGCUGGUGUUGUGGCAAAAGAGCCCAAGAAGAAAAAGGACAAGGGAGCAUCGCAGCCUGAUGCUGGUGGUAUAGAAGGAGGUACAUCGGAUGCUUCGCACAAGCCUCAGAGUGGGAAGAAACCACUUAAGGAAAUGACGAGAGCUGAGAGACGAGAGUUGCAAGAUCGUCAAAAAGCCGAAAAGGCAGCCAAAGCAGGAAAUCCAAAUGCAUCAACAAACAGUAAAGCAUCAACGCCAAAACCUCAACAACAACGAACAAGUAAUCCCUCUACACCAACAACAGGAAUGCCGUCAACUCUAACGCCAACAUCAACCCAAACGAAUUUACGAGUACCCGCCGAAAUGAGAUUUGAUGAUCCAAAAACUCGGUCAAAGACUGGCAAGGCUCAACCAGUACAUCGAACGUUGGCUCAGAAGCCUGUAUCACUGUUUUCCCACUUGACGCAAUACGAAAGGGAGAAUAAUAUAUUGGCUGAAUCUAAGGCUGGUGGUUAUGUACAUCCUGUCGUUCUGUCUCUGGGAUUACAAUAUUCAGAGUUUUUGGUCGUUGGUGGGAAUGCGAGGUGUACACAUAUGUUGCAUGCCUUCAAGAAGGUUAUUUCGGAUUACGUGACACCACCUGGAACAUCCUUGUCUAGAAAUCUGACCUCAUAUAUCGGAGACCAAGUGACGUUUUUGAAUGCUACAAGGCCGUUAGCCGCUAGUAUGAAAUCAGCUAUACGAGCACUCAAAUCUGAAAUCACUGCUAUACCCCUUGAUAUGCCGGAUCAUGAUGCCAAAUCUCAAUUGACUUUAUGGAUUGACUCUUAUAUAAAUGAAAAGAUUACCACAGCUAGGAUUGCCAUUGUUAGUAAUGCACUACCAUAUAUGAAGGAUGGAGACGUGAUUUUGACUCAUGGACGGUCAUCUGUUAUUCAAGACAUGCUGAUAUUCUUUUGGAAGAGUGGUAUCAAGUUCCGUGUCAUUGUAGCUGAUUCAAGGCCAAAGUUAGAAGGUCGAGAAAUGCUCAAGACACUAGUAAAAGAAAACAUCCCAUGUACAUAUAUAUUGACUAGUGCGGUAUCUCUUGUGAUUAAGGAAGUCACCAAGGUGCUGAUGGGAGCUAGUGCAGUCUUAUCUAAUGGAUCAGUCAUGUCUCGUGCUGGUUCUGCACUGGUAGCAAUGACUGCGAAUGAUUUCAAGAUUCCAGUACUUGUAUGCUGUGAGACAUACAAGUUUUCGGAUGCCUUCAGGCUAGAUUCGUUUGUGUGGAAUGAAAUUGGUGAUCCAGAUGAACUCGUAGACAUAUCCAGUCGACCACGUUCAGAAUACGGAUCAUUAUGCUCUGAUUCGUAUGUACAAGGCAAGGCAGAUUCAUCGAUUCUGACGGAUUGGCGAGAUAUUGGGCAGUUGAAAUUGCUGAAUCUCUUGUAUGACAUCACACCAGCACAAUAUGUAUCCAUGCUCGUAUGUGAUACGGGAUGUAUCCCUAGUACAUCGGCUUUUGCUAUUCUGAGGGAAAGUAUGGUCUCACAGUAA
Messenger RNA from Synchytrium microbalum, 2223 nucleotides. It is a transcript of the gene MRI1, whose product is annotated as S-methyl-5-thioribose-1-phosphate isomerase. The transcript is spliced from 9 exons. The record is from RefSeq and is a predicted model, not a curated record. Bases 1 to 2223 code for a protein of 740 amino acids. NCBI's taxonomy places the organism in Eukaryota, Fungi, Chytridiomycota, Chytridiomycetes, Synchytriales, Synchytriaceae.